Myotis myotis is the source of this 1119-nucleotide messenger RNA. RefSeq names its product C-C motif chemokine 13-like. The transcript is spliced from 3 exons. The record is from RefSeq and is a predicted model, not a curated record. Gene Ontology annotation, molecular function: chemokine activity; CCR chemokine receptor binding. Gene Ontology annotation, biological process: positive regulation of GTPase activity; immune response; chemokine-mediated signaling pathway. Gene Ontology annotation, cellular component: extracellular region. Bases 98 to 529 code for a protein of 143 amino acids. Lineage: Eukaryota; Metazoa; Chordata; Mammalia; Chiroptera; Vespertilionidae.
AGGCGGAGCGGCUGGAGAAGAGGGGAGAAGAGGCCGAGAUAAGCCCAGACGCCAACAACUCUCAGGGGGAAGCCCUUAUCCGCACGCAGCCUCCAGCAUGAAGGUCUCCGCAGGGCUGCUGUGCCUGCUGCUCACCGUGGCCGUGGCCGUGGCCGUCCUCAGCACCGAGGUGGUCGCUCAGCCAGGUGCGAUCCUUACCACGACCACCUGCUGCUUCACAGUGACUAACAAGAAGAUCCCUUUGCAGAAGCUCAGGAGCUACCGAGUCACCAGCAGCCAUUGUGCCCAGAAAGCUGUCAUCUUCAAAACCAAGCUGGCCAGGCACAUCUGUGCCAACCCAAAGGAGAAGUGGGUCCAGGACCAUAUGAAGCGCCUGGACCAAAAGUCUCACAGCUGGAGGAUGAGGGCUCCCCCGGCCACGGGGACACCACGCCAGAGUGUGGAACCUGAACAUGCAUUCUCCUCCAGCCCCCCCUGCACUCAUGGCACCGCCAUUUCCCAAUCGGGAGGCAGAGCUGUUUUAUCUUAAGUAAUGUUUAAUAUUAUUUGCAUUCUUGCUGGGUUGGGGUCUAUUUUGUAUAUUGGCCACCUUUGUGUGUGUGUGUGUUUUAUUUUUUAAUUGGAUUCAUUGGGGUGACAACGGUUAAUAAAAUUAUAUAAGUUUCAGGUGUACAGCUCUAUAAGCCAGCAUCUGUAUAUUGUAUUGUGUGUUCACCACCCCAAGUCAAGUCUCCUUCCAUCUCAGGUAUAACCCCUGUACCCUCUCCUACCCCCGCCCCCUGCCCCGUGCUGUGAUCACCAUGCUGUUGACUGUUUCUAUGAGUUUUGUUUGUUUUUGCUUGAGCUUUCUUCUUUAAAGGAAGGCCUUGAGCCCGUUGGUUCCUGUCAUGGGCGCCCUUCCUCCUGCGGUAAGCGGGAGGCAGGGUCCCUCUCCUGCCUAACUGCCCACGGCUGGUGGCCAUGCCUGUGAGAACCACAGGGGUGAAGGGCCAGGGAAGCUACAGAGGAAAGUGCCUGGUGAAUGCCAGGUGUUGUUAGCUAAAUAUGUUACUGUGGAGAAAAUGCAAUCGUGGGACUGCUGACAUUUUGCAGGAAAUAACUUUUAUUUUAAAUCUCUAA